Messenger RNA from Hordeum vulgare subsp. vulgare (domesticated barley), 997 nucleotides. RefSeq names its product probable histone H2A.4. Lineage: Eukaryota; Viridiplantae; Streptophyta; Magnoliopsida; Poales; Poaceae. Gene Ontology annotation, cellular component: nucleosome. The coding region runs from base 184 to 663 and encodes 159 amino acids. Gene Ontology annotation, molecular function: structural constituent of chromatin; protein heterodimerization activity; DNA binding. The transcript has 2 exons. The record is from RefSeq and is a predicted model, not a curated record.
ACCGCCCCCCAACCUCCAUACUCGCCCGGAGAACAAACACAGAACAGAAACACACAGAAAGCACAAACGCACACUCCACCGCACAAAACAAGCCUAAAAAAAACCCCGAGGAAAUCGACAGGGAGAAAAGGGGGCGAAAAAAAGGAGAGCAAAGAGGAAAAGCUUCGGAGCUCUGGAUCGGCGAUGGAGUCGGUAGCGAAGGCGCCGAAGAAGGCCGGCGCGGCCGGGCGCCGGGGCGGCGGCGGGCCGAAGAAGAAGGCCGUCUCACGCUCCGUCAAGGCCGGCCUCCAGUUCCCCGUGGGCCGCAUCGGGCGCUACCUCAAGCAGGGCCGCUACGCCAAGCGCGUCGGCAGCGGCGCCCCCGUCUACCUCGCCGCCGUCCUCGAGUACCUCGCCGCCGAGCUCCUGGAGCUGGCGGGGAACGCGGCGCGGGACAACAAGAAGAACCGGAUCAUCCCGCGGCACGUGCUGCUCGCGAUCCGCAACGACCAGGAGCUCGGGAAGCUGCUGGCCGGCGUCACCAUCGCCUACGGAGGUGUCCUGCCCAACAUCAACCCCGUGCUGCUUCCCAAGAAGCCCGCCGCGGCGGCUGCCAAGGAGCCCAAGGCGGGCACCACCAAGUCUCCCAGGAAGUCCCCCGCCAAGAAGGCGGCCGCCGCUUAGGCCCGGCACUCGCUAUGCCGGUGCCCCAUCUCACCCUCUCCUCCCUCUUCUCUGUUUCUCUGUCUGUCUGGGUUGAACCGUAACGCACCAAGUUGUCGUCGUCGUCGUUGCUGCAUGCCGUCGUUGCCAUGGAUCGAUUGCUGCUUGUUUGUACUUAUUUUGCGUGGCUUCCGCAUAGGUGCCAAUCAGCUUAUACUCUGUAACCUGAUUAACACCGCUGUAUGUUCGUAUAAGUUCGUAGGUCAAGGGAGAGAGGGAGGGGAAGGGAAACUGUGAAUGCCUCUUUGUAAUAAAAUUGUGAAGAUGUGAAAAAUAUCAAGGACUGAUUGUCGUC